Molecule: messenger RNA, 906 nt
Organism: Peronospora matthiolae
Lineage: Eukaryota; Oomycota; Peronosporomycetes; Peronosporales; Peronosporaceae
Source: the annotation of a GenBank genome assembly
AUGGACGCGGCGAAGAUGGAGAUACGACUGCGCGCCUUCUACGCUAAGCACAACCCAGGCAAUAAUCAGAACAUUGCAGAAAUUGUGCGUCGGUUUUCAGGCCGAGAGCCACAAUUGUGUGCAAAGUUGUGCCAAAAAUACGGAGAAGCACCGGACCUCACGAGUGCUGGUGAUACCAGUGACGAAGCGACGACCGGAAGUGUGGUAUCGGUCACAGGGGCCACGUAUCAGCGCGAUUUCAAGCCAUUUGCGCUGCCUAUAGCCACUGCAAGUCCUUUGGACGUUCGUUCGGGUCAAUUUGACGCCGGUAGAGCUCUUGCAGCUCGAAAAGAGCAGCUUGAGCUACCCGUGACGACGGUAUUUCCAUUGGAUAAUAUCCAAAAAUGCCGGUAUCUGCUGCCAGAGUCAGAUUCAAACCGCCAGACGCUCCACGUAAAGCGCAAGAAGUCAAGACCGUUGACAGCAGCGAACGUGAGAGAGGUAGCUCCUGUGAAGAAAACGGGGGGACCUGCUGUGCCGUCGCUUUUUGAACAACUUGCGGAUACUUACAUGGACGGACCGUUUCGUGUUUUGCGUCGUUGCUUUUUUGAGCGGCGAAAGGUUUUUGUCGUUCUUCGUCGUGUCAAUAGCGUGCGUGGCACGUGUUGCGGGUUCUUGAAAGCGUUUGAUAAGCACAUGAAUCUGGUGCUGCUGGACGUCACGCAAGAGUUUCUUCCACAUUGCACUCACGAAAAAGUACUGCGACAAGUGCAAAAAGGUACUCGCACUGCUAGCGAUGCUGUGUUCUCGGCAGCAAGUGGGCGUCGCAAUCGACGCGUAUUUGCUGGUGCGGGAGGCACGCAGCGUGAGUAUGUCAAGCAGUUGUUUAUUCGCGGGGACAACGUUGUAUCAGUCAGUGCUGACUGA